This is a messenger RNA of Sphaeroforma arctica JP610, 471 nucleotides long. RefSeq lists its product as hypothetical. NCBI's taxonomy places the organism in Eukaryota, Ichthyosporea, Ichthyophonida. The transcript is spliced from 3 exons. Bases 1 to 471 code for a protein of 156 amino acids. The record is from RefSeq and is a predicted model, not a curated record.
AUGCAACUGCUGCAACAGGCGCAGCCCAAGAAUGUCAUGCUGGUCCACGAUGGUCAUGGUGUCAUAUGUCUAGGCCAGAUGUUAUGGUGUCAUAUGUCUACGCAAGAUGUUAUGGUGUCAUAUGUCUAUGCCAAAUGUUGUGGUGGCACUUUUCAGUGUCAGCUGAUUCCCACAUGGCCACUCAACACCAAUUGGAUCACACACACACCACCAGUCCCGAACAUUUCCCGAUUUGUAUUCUCACUGCCCGUCCCAAAUAAAUCGAAAUCAGGAGAGAAGAAGAAAAUGGCUUUUCUGAAGGACAAGAUUGUGGCCCAAUUUGGUGUGCCCUGCUACUUUCCGCAGAAUGGGGAAACGGUGACUAUCACGUCUGUUCCUCCGAUACCUAUCGGAUUGGAGGUCUCACUGGUGAAACGCCAGUUGGAGAUGUCUGAGUUAACCAGCUCACAGGUACGCGUUAACAAGGUUUGA